CCUACGGUAGAAGUCAGACGGGGUGGAUGCACUAAUGGGAGAGACCGGACAGGUUAUUAGAGUUUCUUGCCUGAAGAGAAACCAGAAGAGGGCCUCGCCAUUAUAACCUUAUUUUUUGCACCCAGUGACGGAUUUGUCUGUCUCUCAUAUCCUUUUUUUUAAAUCGUGGUUGUCUACUGAAGGCCGCAGAAGCCUCGGGCUAGAUUUGGCGACACACCGAACUGAGUAGACGAGGACAUCAGUGGGAUUGUUUGGAAAGUCUCGUACAAUGUAUUCACCAGGAUUUGACGUUUGGAAGUCGUAACGUAUUUAUUUGUAUAGCAUCAUUUGUGUUUAAUUUAUACCGAAAGGUGGAAAUGAAUGUGUAACUUAGUAUAAAAAAGUUAAAGAGACAUGCUAACUAGUUAGCUAGUAUGCUAAAAUGCUAGUUAGCUACCUAGCAGCGAAACUCUAGCGUAAUGAAUGAAUGAACGAAUUGGCAACCCCCUGCUUUUUAACCAAGUACUGGUUGCUGAUGUCGAUGCAAGAACACGUCGAAUAUUAGACGAGACAACGCUGAUUUUUAUACAACAUAGCAAAUUAAGCUUGUUGGGGGCGAACUCUUGUGUGACUGUUAAAUCUCUGCAGACCCACAAAUGGACAGGAAUGCGGUUCCUGGGAGUCGCUGGACGGCGGCGAUCUAGCACGCAAACAUAGUGUUGUGCUAACAGUACCACAUAGCCUCGGUAAUGUUUAAAAAGCUGGGUGCAGCUAACUUCAGCUAGCCACACAUAUUUGCACUACUUGGACUUAGCUGCAAUAGCGUUAAGCGUACACCGGCGUUUGGGAUGGGCAACACGGUGUCAUGCUGCGUCUCUCCCGAGUCGAGCCCCAAACUUCCUUCGAGGCAACCGGCAGAGCGGCUGGAGGAGCUCCAGACCAGCACCGAAGUGAGCGACGAUAACACCGCGCCCUACCUGCAACAUAUAAGCGACAGAGAAGUCCCUGAUGAGCUGGCCCAGGAGUCCAACCCCUCAGACCACGCCAGAGCCAGCACCAUCUUCCUCAGCAAGUCCCAGACAGACGUACGAGACAAGAGGAAAAGCAACCACAUAAACCAUAUCAGUCAUGUAUCUCCUGGUCCACUGUCAAAGAAGUACAGCUCCUGUUCCACCAUCUUCAUAGACGACAGCACCGUCAGCCAGCCCAACCUCAAAAGCACAAUCAAGUGUGUCACUUUAGCAAUAUACUACCACAUCAAAAACAGGGACUCUGACAAGUCAUUGGACAUCUUUGAUGAGAAAUUGCACCCCUUAUCAAGAGAGCCAGUGCCAGACGACUACUCCCGCGUAGACCCAGAACACAAACUGAUCUACCGCUUCGUUAGAACACUCUUCAGUGCUGCUCAGCUCACUGCUGAAUGUGCCAUUGUCACUCUCGUGUACCUGGAGCGCCUGCUGACCUACGCCGAGCUGGAUAUCUGCCCCUCCAACUGGAAGCGCAUCGUCCUGGGAGCCAUCCUGCUGGCCUCCAAAGUGUGGGACGACCAGGCCGUGUGGAACGUCGACUACUGCCAGAUCCUCAAAGACAUCACAGUGGAGGACAUGAAUGAGAUGGAGCGCCACUUCCUAGAGCUCCUCCAGUUCAACAUCAACGUGCCAGCCAGCGUGUACGCCAAGUACUACUUUGAUCUGAGGCAGCUGGCCGACGACAACAACCUCAGCUUUCCUCUGGAGCCCCUCAACAACCAGCGUGCCCAGAAACUAGAGGCCAUUUCCAGACUAUGUGAAGACAAGUAUAAGGACCUGAGUCGAGCAGCGAUGAGACGAUCCCUCAGCGCAGACAACCUGAUAGGUAUACGACACUCCAACGCUGUGCUCUCAUAGGCCAGACUGCUGCCACGGCCCCCCCCCCCCCCCCGACUUCCAAAGCCCAGCUACUCCACACAGCCAGCCGCAGACCAACGCGGCCGCCUCAGAGGGUCAGCACGGCCCCCCCAUCCCCUCUCCCCCACCGU
This is a messenger RNA of Scomber japonicus (chub mackerel), 1996 nucleotides long. RefSeq names its product cyclin Y-like 1 (gene ccnyl1). Bases 828 to 1865 code for a protein of 345 amino acids. Gene Ontology annotation, molecular function: protein kinase binding; cyclin-dependent protein serine/threonine kinase activator activity. The record is from RefSeq and is a predicted model, not a curated record. NCBI's taxonomy places the organism in Eukaryota, Metazoa, Chordata, Actinopteri, Scombriformes, Scombridae. The transcript has 10 exons. Gene Ontology annotation, cellular component: plasma membrane. Gene Ontology annotation, biological process: regulation of canonical Wnt signaling pathway; regulation of cyclin-dependent protein serine/threonine kinase activity.